This is a messenger RNA of Trypanosoma brucei brucei TREU927, 918 nucleotides long. RefSeq lists its product as hypothetical. NCBI's taxonomy places the organism in Eukaryota, Euglenozoa, Kinetoplastea, Trypanosomatida, Trypanosomatidae. Bases 1 to 918 code for a protein of 305 amino acids. The transcript has a single exon. The record is from RefSeq and is a predicted model, not a curated record.
AUGCAUGUUGUGAGUGAAAUUCAGCGGCGCCCAAACAAAGCGCGCCUCAAGUCCGAGAAAUACAUUGUGCACUUCUAUUCUCUCUGUACACUCGUUCAACUCGUGUGUUUAAUAGUUUUUGUGACUCAAUUUGACAUGGCCUCGAACCGUACCUUCACAAGCUCCCUGUGGGUCGAAAACCCGUUCGAGUUGGCACCGUCGCUUGUUUGGUUGUCAAAAAGAUGCAGCCACAGCGUACAGAAUGAGAGAGUGUUCGCCUUCACCGGCGUGUCGGUGAAUAUCUCCGAUAAAGUCGUUGGAGUGAUGUUUGCAGCCCUCGCUACGGAAAUGCAUGCGACGUUCUUCCUGGCUGUCACUGCGCUUCUUGUUGGUGCCAUCAACCGCUAUGCUGUCAAGGCGAACUUUUUUGAGUUUAAGUGGCGUAACUUCAACGUGCGGAAGGACUGUUUCUUCGCAACAGAAAUUGUUCUUAUCUCUGCCCUGCUCCAUUCCGUCUUACUGGCGGAAGACACACAUAGAAUGCUCCAUGAUUACCUUGAUCACUGCAACACGAGGUCCAGGGGCUUCUUGCCAUACUGCUCCACAGUGCCAAUGAUUAUUUUCAUUACGUUUGCCUUUGCUACGUACUUUUUUGGCUUCUUUGUGUACAUGUGGAACGCAUUGCCCAAGUAUGGCAUUAUGUCAGAUGAAGAGGUGGUGGAGUACAGAGAGUGGCUGCGCAGGCGAGAGGAAAGUGUGGCAGAGGUAAAACGCAUGGAAGAGGAAGUCAGGCGGGCGAAUACGAGGCUGCAGCUGAUGUUGGAAAAUGAAAAAAAUAUGAAAUUAGGGAAGUCGACCUACCAGUCCAGGAGGCCGACAAUCCGCAGGGAGGCUUACGGAAGCAAACAGGGAGACGAUGCACAGCAGUGGGGAACAUGA